Bombina bombina (fire-bellied toad) is the source of this 2462-nucleotide messenger RNA. RefSeq names its product guanine nucleotide-binding protein subunit alpha-15. Bases 318 to 1445 code for a protein of 375 amino acids. Gene Ontology annotation, molecular function: G-protein beta/gamma-subunit complex binding; guanyl nucleotide binding; G protein-coupled receptor binding. NCBI's taxonomy places the organism in Eukaryota, Metazoa, Chordata, Amphibia, Anura, Bombinatoridae. Gene Ontology annotation, cellular component: heterotrimeric G-protein complex. The record is from RefSeq and is a predicted model, not a curated record. Gene Ontology annotation, biological process: adenylate cyclase-modulating G protein-coupled receptor signaling pathway; action potential; phospholipase C-activating dopamine receptor signaling pathway. The transcript has 7 exons.
ACAUUCAGGCUGUUUCGUAUAUUUUCUUUUUGUAUAAAGUUAUUUUCUUUAAAAAGGAGGAACUGAGGCUGCUGACUGAGGCAUACGAUUUAUUGGAUGAAUAAUUUGGAAUGUUUUGGGUUCUACUGUCAGGGAGGAGCGUGCUUUUUGUUCCUCUUCCUGAUUCCUUACUUCAAAGCGAAGCUAACUUCAUAGCUGUGUGUGAUUAUUAAUUGCGCCUUCCUAAAGGAGAAGAUGAGGGCAGGACUAGGGUGACAGGUGCCCUAGAGUGGGUUCGGGUGACUUGGUUAAGGUGGAAUCCUAGAGCUGCCUUUGAGAUGCCGUUGUGCUGUUUUUGCUGCCGCUUCUGUACCUGCUACCUAACUGAGGAUGAGAAAGAAGCAAAGGCUGUGAAUAAGGAGAUUGACAGGAUUCUCAAAUAUCAGAAAAUAAGAAAUCGCAAGGAAAUGAAAAUACUGCUCCUUGGGACAGGAGAGAGUGGAAAAAGCACAUUUAUCAAGCAGAUGAGAAUAAUCCAUGGGUUAGGAUUCUCAGAGCAGGACCGCAAGCUAUACGCUAGGCUUGUACACCAGAACAUUGUCACCUGUACACAGUCCCUGUUGGUAGCAAUGGAGACACUUCAGGUGCCCUACUCCAAGGAAGAAAAUAAGGUGAAUGCAAGGUUAAUACAAGAUUUGGAUUCCAUUAAAAUGCAGAAGAUUGAGAAGCAUCAUGCUGAAGCAAUUAGCAAAUUGUGGAGUGAUUCUGGAAUCAAACUUUGCUAUGAGAGAAGAAGAGAAUUCCAACUGUUGGACUCUGCUAAUUAUUAUUUUUCCAACUUGGAACGACUCACGCAGGACGGGUAUCAACCCACUAAUGAAGACAUUUUGAGAAUCAGAAUACCAACCACAGGAAUCAAUGAAUAUUGCUUUACUGUGGAGAAGGUGAAUCUCAGAAUUGUGGAUGUGGGAGGCCAGAAGUCAGAACGCAGAAAAUGGAUCCAUGCAUUUGAGAACCUGAAAGCUCUAAUUUAUUUGGCAUCUCUCAGUGAAUACGAUCAACAACUGGAGGAAAAUGAUAAGGAUAACCGCAUGUGGGAAAGUCUGGCCCUGUUCAGAAGUAUCUUGGUACUGCCCUGGUUUGUGAGCACUGCCAUCAUUCUCUUCCUUAAUAAGACCGAUCUGCUGGCUGAGAAGAUCAUCAGCUCUGACUUAGCCACCUACUUCCCCAAUUUCAAAGGACCACAAUGUAACGCAGAAGCUGCUAAACAGUUUAUUCUGAGCGCCUACAAUGAGAUCUUCAAGGCAACUGAAGUUCAUAAAGAUAAAAAGGAGAAGAAGUCAGUUGAGAGAAUGCUGUAUCCUCACUUUACCUGUGCCACGGACACUCAGAAUAUUCGCAAAGUGUUUAAUGAUGUAAAAGAGGCUGUGCUCAUUGACAGUCUCAGAGAUUUCAACUUGGUUUGACAGAUUGUCUAGAACUGCCAUUGACUGUAUCUUUAUGUCACCCGCGGGCUCAUCAGAAUGUCCCACAGAAAGCUAACUCUCAUGCAUAUCCCAGGGAGAUCUGUCUACCUGCAGAGGACUGCUUCUUAUACAAACCUGCUAUUUCUGUGGAAAUCAGUAUGAUAUUCCAAUGGCUACACCUAGCAACUUGCCUUUUGGAUAUGGUUUUCCUUCAUAUGCGUACUUUACAUUAACAGGCUUUCUUGCCGUCAGUUUUACUCAUAGACCAGGAGAAAAAGAAACUUUGAAGAACCUUUUCAUAGUUUUUUGAAUAUUUGGGAAAACAAUUCCAGGAACCCCAUAUAGUAGAGCUAUGAAGUAAGUGGGAAUUGACAAUGCCCAUAGGUGUGUUUUUUUGUUACUCCAGCCAAUGUAAAAAGUGCACAAAAUGCACAACAUUUUAAAACUGUUGGUGAUUCACAGAUGCCAAUUCACCAAAUUUGAUAUAUUAUUUUAUAAUUGUUCUGUUCCAUGGUAAAGUGCAGGAGGCUGAGAUACCGAAAUAUGCAAAUAUUUACAUUGGAUCAUCUAAGACCUAAAGUCUAAUUCUCACAAUUAGGUAUCCAUACCAAGCCAACUCCUCAGGACUACGUUUUACAAUGUAGGACAGACUCUUGGGAUAAUUAUGCCAAGAGGCAAGAGGCCAAAAACUGUGACUGUCAAAGGUAAAUCAGGACAGUUGAUGCGUAUGCCUUUUGCUGGUAUAGAAGGCUACAAAGAAAACCAGUGUGCAACCAAUCUAUGCAUUUCUUUAUGCUAUCAAAUAUAUCUAAUAUAUAUAAUAUUUAUUUAUACAAUGAUUUCAACUUAUUUUAAUAUUAUGUAUGUGUCACAUCUGCAGUAUUUAGAGUGAAAGGGACAUGAUACUAAAAAACGUUUCUCACUUCUGUCUAAAAGAGAGUAUUUCAAAAUGUGUUACAGUGCCUCAUUUCUUGAAAAAUGGAUGUUCUUGUGCUGAAUAAACAACUUAUUUUUGUC